This is a messenger RNA of Numida meleagris (helmeted guineafowl), 2525 nucleotides long. It is a transcript of the gene AUH, whose product is annotated as AU RNA binding methylglutaconyl-CoA hydratase. Gene Ontology annotation, biological process: fatty acid beta-oxidation. Gene Ontology annotation, molecular function: enoyl-CoA hydratase activity. The record is from RefSeq and is a predicted model, not a curated record. The coding region runs from base 119 to 1081 and encodes 320 amino acids. The transcript has 10 exons. NCBI's taxonomy places the organism in Eukaryota, Metazoa, Chordata, Aves, Galliformes, Numididae. Gene Ontology annotation, cellular component: mitochondrion.
UGGGCCCUCGCGCCUCGGAGACGGUGGAGGGGCGGGAACUGGCAGCGUCGCUUGCGUGGCGCCGCCGGUCACGUGGGUGCGAGAGAGAAGCCGGCGGCUGAGGCGUGCAGGCAUCGGUAUGGCGGCGGCGCUGGGCGGCUUGGGCCUCUUGCACGGCCGGUUCAGGCUGGCUGCUGCGGCCGCUGCGACCUCCUCCGCCCUCAGCCCCCGGGCUCCGGUGCGAGGGGGCGCCGCCGCUCUCCCCUCAGCUGGGAGGAGCUACGGUUCGGAGGCGAAGGAAGAAGAGGAGCUGCGAGUGCGGUACCUGGAUGAAGAGCACAAAGGAAUUGUGGUGCUUGGGUUAAACAGAUCUCAUGCCAAGAAUGCACUUAACAAAAAUCUUUUAAAAAUGAUGUCAAAAGCUGUGGAUGCUUUGAAAUCUGAUAAGAAAGUACGAACUGUUAUAUUCCGAAGUGAAGUCCCAGGGAUAUUCUGUGCUGGUGCUGACCUUAAAGAAAGAGCAAAAAUGCAUUCAAGCGAAGUUGGUUCUUUUGUCUCAAAAGCGAGAGCAACUAUUAAUGAGAUGGCUAAUCUUCCAGUACCAACUAUUGCUGCAAUAGAUGGAACUGCAUUGGGUGGUGGCCUGGAACUUGCUUUAGCCUGUGACAUAAGAGUGGCAGCCUCCUCUGCUAAGAUGGGCCUAGUUGAAACAAAGUUGGCAAUCAUUCCAGGUGCAGGGGGAACACAAAGAUUACCUCGUACAAUUGGAGUAUCUUUGGCUAAAGAGCUAAUCUUCUCUGCACGCAUAGUGGAUGGUGAGGAAGCAAAGUCAAUAGGAUUGAUCAGCCAUGUGGUAGAACAGAAUGAAGCAGGGGAUGCUGCAUACAGAAGAGCACUAGCUCUGGCAAGAGAAUUUUUACCUCAGGGACCAGUAGCAAUGAGAGUUGCAAAGCUGGCCAUCAAUCAGGGAAUGGAGGUUGACUUAGUAACAGGCUUAGCAAUUGAAGAAGCUUGCUAUGCUCAGACUAUUCCAACAAAGGAUAGACUCGAAGGUCUUCUUGCAUUUAAAGAGAAGAGAUCUCCUCGCUACAAGGGAGAAUAAAAGAAGUUGAUGCCUUUAAAAUAGAAUGGGGUAUAUGUACAGAUACGAGGACCAUUAAGAUGCAUUUUGCAUCUAUGCCUAUAUCACAACCACCAAAGUUAAAGCAAAUCAUACUGAUGUUACAGCAUCAUCUGUGUGUCCAUACUUGUAUUGGAGCAGGAUAGAAAUGUGUGCCUACUCAUGUUCAUUGCAGUGUCUGAAGGCCUUGUAUUGGCAAGGUCAUGGGUUCAUGCAGCAUUUUAAAACUUUCAUGUAUAUGAAACUUACCAUUCUAUAAUUUAAAAAAACUCUGUAAAUUCUUUGUAUAGACAAAACCUACAUGUAAUACAUGUAAUGUGAAGUAUAAAUCUGAUUUAUCAUUUUAUCAAUAUCAAGGUAACUGCCGAACACCAAAAAUAAAAAAUUGUACCAAACAUGCAUUAAAAUGAUUCUGUACAUCAGUAAAAAUUGUGUCUGAGUAUUCUACCUGAAUAUGUACAUUACAAAUAAAAUGAAGAGAAAUGAAAAAUAUUAAUGUUUGUUAAAUGUUAAACUUAAUUGUCUGACUUACAUUAUUCUUAAUCAAAUGAAGUUAGCUUUUAUGAGAAGAGUGCAUAAUGGCAUCCUUAUGGUGAAGUCAUUGCCAGUAUAUUCAUUUAAUCGUAUUAAAUGAAGAUAUCUUAGAGUCCAGCCUUACUAAUGUAUUAUUGUUCUCUAAAAUGGCUUUGUCUUCCAUUCUUCCAAAAUAUCAUCUGAUCAGUACUGUCUGCUGUUAAGGAACAUUAUUUAACUUAACCUAGUUGUUUUAAGUUUAUGGUGACUGUAUUAAAUAUUUUUGUGUGGGGAUGUGACUAAUGCACUGCUAAAGGGACUAGAAUUCGCUUCUGCAAAGGACCCAGAAUGUCCUUUUUGAAGGGUCUAAUAAUGUAUAUUUAUAUACAACAGGGAUGGUAACGAAAUGUUCUUUGUUCUGGCAGCCUCAGGGUUCUUUCGGUACUUUGAAAGAGAAAUCCAGUAGGUUAUGAGGUAAGAAAACUGUUGUGAUUCAUACUGUAUAUUUGUUCUGAUUGUGGUGUAUACAACAAAUACCUGAAAAUAACCUCUUAAAAAGCAUUUUUGUUAACUUGUCUAGAAAAUAAACAUGUCUUAGCAGUCAGGGGCUGUCUUUUUAUAGAAAACAAAUUUCUCUGUAGUUAGUUACCAGUGACUUAAUGGAACUUGUGCAUACCCUGUUGUUUCUGCAGGAUUAACUAUGGUCAGUGUCCAUAUCUAUGAUGAUGAAGCAGCUUUUCAACAUGAAAUGACAAGAACUCAUUUAAAUGCAUAUUUAGACAUAUCAUUACUUAUAAAUUGAUUAUAACUGGUAGAGCAGACACUUUAUUAACUGGUGAACUUGCUGAGUUGAUCAUUUUACGCAUGAUAAUUUGCAAAUAAAGUACCAGUGCUUGUUUUGGUAGUCAUAUAA